This is a messenger RNA of Thermothielavioides terrestris NRRL 8126, 1762 nucleotides long. RefSeq lists its product as uncharacterized. Gene Ontology annotation, biological process: lactate catabolic process. Gene Ontology annotation, cellular component: mitochondrion. Lineage: Eukaryota; Fungi; Ascomycota; Sordariomycetes; Sordariales; Chaetomiaceae. The record is from RefSeq and is a predicted model, not a curated record. Gene Ontology annotation, molecular function: D-lactate dehydrogenase (cytochrome) activity; FAD binding; D-lactate dehydrogenase (NAD+) activity. The transcript is spliced from 5 exons. Bases 31 to 1668 code for a protein of 545 amino acids.
UCGUUCAAGGGCCAGUUGACGCAGAGCAUCAUGCAGCGCCUGGAGCGCGAGCGGGCCGACCUACAGCGCCUGGCCCGGGCCCAGGCCCAGGCCCGGACAGGGCGAAACUUUAGCUUCACCUUCAUGCUCUUCUUCGUCGGCUCCGCCUGCUGGUUCCUGGGCUACCAGUACCCGCGCGACGUGGACCCCAGCUCGACCCUGCCGCUGAACGCGACGCGGCCGCCCACGUACAAGCUCAACCCGGCCCACCUCGAGGCCGCGUGGGCCGACUUUGUCGAGAUCGUCGGCCAGGAGAACGUCAGCACGGUCGAUGACGACAUCAAGCAGCACACCGUGUCCGAGUGGUCGUCGCACCAGCCCACGGACCCGGCGCAGAAGCCCUUCUGCGUCGUGUACCCGUCGACCACCGAGCAGGUCUCCGCGAUCAUGAAGAUCUGCCACGUCCGGCGCAUCCCCGUGGUCGGCUAUAGCGGCGGCACCAGCCUCGAGGGCCACUACACGCCGACGCGCGGCGGCAUCUGCAUCGACUUCAGCCGCAUGAACAAGGUGCUCGCGCUGCACAAGGAGGACCUCGACGUGGUGGUGCAGCCGGGCGUCGGCUGGGAGGAGCUCAACGAGCAGCUGGCGCAGCACAACCUCUUCUUCCCGCCGGACCCGGGGCCGGGCGCCCAGAUCGGCGGCAUGGUCGGCACCGGCUGCAGCGGCACCAACGCGUACCGCUACGGCACCAUGCGCGAGUGGGUGCUGUCGCUGACCGUCGUGCUGGCCGACGGCACCGUCAUCAAGACGCGCCAGCGCCCGCGCAAGAGCAGCGCCGGCUACGACCUGACCCGCCUCUUCAUCGGCUCCGAGGGCACGCUGGGCCUGGUGACGGAGGCGACGCUCAAGCUGUGCGUCAAGCCGGCCGCCGCCUCCGUCGCCGUCGCGAGCUUCCCCUCGAUCCGCAGCGCCGCCGACUGCGUCGCCCGCGUCGUCGCCGACGGCAUCCCCGUCGCCGCCGUCGAGAUCCUCGACGACGACCAGAUGCGCUUUAUCAACGCCCACGGCACCACAUCCCGCCGCUGGCGCGAGGCGCCCACCAUCUUCUUCAAGUUCACCGGCACCGCCGGCGGCGUCAAGGAGCAGAUCGACAUCGUGCGCCAGCUGGCCCGCCGCGCCGGCAGCCAGUCCUUCGACUUCGCCAAGGACGACGCCGAGCAGGCCGAGCUGUGGCAGGCCCGCAAGGUCGCCCUGUGGAGCACCAUGGCCCAGCGCCGGCCCGGCGACCGCGUCUGGACCGGCGACGUCGCCGUGCCCAUGAGCAGGCUGCCCGACAUCAUCGAGCAGACCAAGAAGGACUUCAAGACCUCGGGCCUGACCAGCUCGAUCGUCGGGCACGUGGGCGACGGGAAUUUCCACGUAAUACUGCUGUACAGCGACGCCGAGCGCAAGCUGGCCGAGGACUGCGUCCACCGCAUGGUGAAGCGCGCCGUGGAGCUGGAGGGCACCGUCACGGGUGAGCACGGUGUCGGCCUCGUCAAGCGGGACUACCUUCCCCACGAGCUGGGCGAGACAACCGUGGAUGCCAUGAGAAAGAUCAAAGCCGCCUUCGACCCGCUAUGUCUGCUCAACUGCGACAAGGUCGUGCGCGUGCAGAAGCCGGCCCGCGGAGAAGUGGCCGAGUGGUGAUGCAGCGGUUCUGUACUAUACUGGGUACAUAUCGGGUACCUACCUCCCAGGUACCCUUGCCAUCUGCGAGUAUUUCAAACAGAUGUCAAAUCCU